Peromyscus eremicus (cactus mouse) is the source of this 3104-nucleotide messenger RNA. It is a transcript of the gene Prkca, whose product is annotated as protein kinase C alpha. Gene Ontology annotation, biological process: protein phosphorylation. Lineage: Eukaryota; Metazoa; Chordata; Mammalia; Rodentia; Cricetidae. The record is from RefSeq and is a predicted model, not a curated record. The coding region runs from base 226 to 2244 and encodes 672 amino acids. Gene Ontology annotation, molecular function: diacylglycerol-dependent serine/threonine kinase activity; ATP binding; zinc ion binding. The transcript is spliced from 17 exons.
GGCUGUCAGUGAGCGUGGGGCCAGCCAGCGAGCGAGAGAGCCGGAGAGAGCCAGAGAGAGCGGCUCCGCUCCCAGCUCCGAGCAGCGCAGCGCCGGCCCGGCUCUCCCCGGCCACCGCCGCCACCACCGCACCUCUGCACCGCCACCUCGGCCGCCGCCCCCGCCCACCCCGGCCCUCCCCGGCUGCUGCUCUCCGGCGGAGGCAAGAGGUGGUUGGGGGGGACCAUGGCUGACGUUUACCCGGCCAACGACUCCACGGCGUCUCAGGACGUGGCCAACCGCUUCGCCCGCAAAGGGGCGCUGAGGCAGAAGAACGUGCACGAGGUGAAGGACCACAAAUUCAUCGCCCGCUUCUUCAAGCAACCCACCUUCUGCAGCCACUGCACCGACUUCAUCUGGGGGUUUGGGAAACAAGGCUUCCAGUGCCAAGUUUGCUGUUUUGUGGUUCACAAGAGGUGCCAUGAGUUUGUCACUUUCUCUUGUCCGGGUGCAGACAAGGGGCCCGACACUGAUGACCCCAGGAGCAAGCACAAGUUCAAAAUCCACACUUAUGGAAGCCCGACCUUCUGUGACCACUGCGGGUCCCUGCUGUACGGACUUAUCCACCAAGGCAUGAAAUGUGACACCUGCGACAUGAAUGUUCACAAGCAGUGUGUGAUCAACGUCCCUAGCCUCUGUGGAAUGGAUCAUACAGAGAAGAGGGGAAGGAUUUAUCUGAAGGCCGAGGUCACUGAUGAGAAGCUCCAUGUCACAGUACGAGAUGCAAAAAAUCUAAUCCCUAUGGAUCCCAAUGGGCUUUCAGAUCCUUAUGUGAAGCUGAAACUUAUUCCUGACCCCAAGAAUGAAAGCAAACAGAAAACCAAAACCAUCCGCUCCACACUAAACCCUCAAUGGAAUGAGUCCUUCACAUUCAAAUUAAAACCUUCAGACAAAGACCGACGACUGUCUGUAGAAAUCUGGGACUGGGAUCGAACAACCCGGAAUGACUUCAUGGGUUCCCUUUCCUUUGGUGUCUCAGAGCUGAUGAAGAUGCCAGCCAGUGGAUGGUACAAGUUGCUCAACCAAGAAGAGGGUGAAUACUACAACGUGCCCAUCCCGGAAGGGGAUGAAGAAGGCAAUGUGGAACUCAGGCAGAAGUUUGAGAAAGCCAAGCUCGGCCCUGCUGGUAACAAAGUCAUCAGCCCUUCAGAAGACAGGAAGCAACCGUCCAACAACCUUGACAGAGUGAAGCUCACAGACUUCAAUUUCCUCAUGGUGCUGGGGAAGGGGAGUUUUGGGAAGGUGAUGCUCGCUGACAGGAAGGGAACAGAGGAACUGUAUGCCAUCAAAAUCCUGAAGAAGGACGUGGUGAUCCAGGACGAUGAUGUGGAGUGCACCAUGGUGGAAAAGCGGGUUCUGGCCCUGCUAGACAAGCCCCCGUUCCUGACACAGCUGCACUCCUGCUUCCAGACGGUGGACCGGCUAUACUUCGUCAUGGAAUAUGUCAACGGUGGGGACCUCAUGUACCACAUUCAGCAAGUAGGGAAAUUUAAGGAACCACAAGCAGUAUUCUACGCAGCGGAGAUCUCCAUUGGACUGUUCUUCCUGCACAAAAGAGGAAUCAUUUACAGGGAUCUGAAGCUGGACAAUGUCAUGCUGGAUUCAGAAGGACAUAUCAAGAUCGCUGAUUUUGGCAUGUGCAAGGAGCACAUGAUGGAUGGAGUCACGACUAGGACCUUCUGUGGGACUCCCGAUUACAUUGCCCCAGAGAUAAUUGCUUAUCAGCCGUAUGGAAAAUCUGUGGACUGGUGGGCGUACGGUGUGCUGCUGUAUGAGAUGCUCGCGGGGCAGCCUCCGUUUGAUGGUGAAGAUGAGGACGAACUGUUUCAGUCUAUAAUGGAGCACAAUGUGUCCUACCCCAAAUCCUUGUCCAAGGAGGCUGUCUCCAUCUGCAAAGGACUUAUGACCAAACACCCUGCCAAGCGGCUGGGCUGCGGGCCCGAGGGAGAGAGGGAUGUCAGAGAGCAUGCCUUCUUCAGGAGAAUCGACUGGGAAAAACUGGAGAACCGGGAGAUCCAGCCACCAUUCAAGCCCAAAGUGUGUGGCAAAGGAGCUGAAAACUUUGACAAGUUCUUCACACGAGGACAGCCUGUCUUAACACCACCAGAUCAGCUGGUCAUCGCUAACAUAGACCAGUCUGAUUUUGAAGGGUUCUCGUAUGUCAACCCCCAGUUUGUGCACCCAAUCUUGCAAAGUGCAGUAUGAAAUCUGAAAAUAAGAGAUCAAAUGCCUCCCCAGCCCCCAGCCUCCCCAGCAGUGGGAAAUGAUCCUUAACCUAAAAUUUUAAGGCUAUGGCCUUGUAUUUUGUUCCACACAGAGACCUGAAAAUUCUAAGGACAUUAGUCCAUAAGUGAUCAACUUUUCAGGUUCUCUCUCUCAACUUUUCAGGUUCUCUCUCUCUCUCUCUCUCUCUCUCUCUCUCUCUCUCCCCUCCCUCUUCUAUUUUACAAUGAAGAACAUUAUCUUAGUGGAUGAUGACAUAAUGUACAGAGUCCAGCUUAAUUAUGUAGAAGCACAUCUGGCUCUAAGUUAAUUCUUCCUAGAAAACAAAGAGAUUUGUACCCCCUCCCCUUUUUGGUACGAUUUGAUAUAUUCUCCAUACCCUCCAUCUUUGGAUUUUCAUCAUGAGGAUCCCUCAAUCAGAGAUAGUAAAGUGAACCUGCUCCAGCUCAAGCACUAGAAACAUCUCUACCCAAGGUGUCUUUGGAAUAAAAGAACAGGAAGCCCAAAGAGUAAGCAAUGAGAGGUUGGGGGAUAGUAGUGUCUUCAAGACCCCAUUGCUUCUAUUCUCUGCUUCAAUGGAAACAGUCCUAGAAUCUGAGAGGGCAGGAUGAACCUAAUCACCGUUCCCAAAUGUCAUAACACAUCCAUAGUGCAGCAAUGUGAGAAUGAAAGAAAACUUCAGACGAGUAUUCACUGAAUCUAUCAUCUGUGUUGCCCUACUUGGUUGAUAACUAUUUUGAUAACUCAUUCUUUUUAAGAGGCCAAAUCAUGUAAGGACAUUGCUAAACAAGCAUGUGAAAUCAUUUCAGAUCAAGGAUAAACCAUGUGUAUGUUCAUUUUAA